Propithecus coquereli (Coquerel's sifaka) is the source of this 1809-nucleotide messenger RNA. It is a transcript of the gene LBP, whose product is annotated as lipopolysaccharide binding protein. Gene Ontology annotation, molecular function: lipopolysaccharide binding. Gene Ontology annotation, biological process: macrophage activation involved in immune response; positive regulation of macrophage activation; defense response to Gram-negative bacterium. NCBI's taxonomy places the organism in Eukaryota, Metazoa, Chordata, Mammalia, Primates, Indriidae. The transcript is spliced from 15 exons. The record is from RefSeq and is a predicted model, not a curated record. Bases 30 to 1475 code for a protein of 481 amino acids.
GUCCUGGCACACCCCACUGGGAACACAGAAUGCGGGGCUUGGCCGGGGCCCUGCCGUCCAUACUGCUGGGGUUGCUGCUCACGUCCACCCCAGGGGCUCUGGGGGCCAACCCAGGCCUGGUUGCCAGGAUCACCAACAAGGGCCUGGAGUAUGCGGCCAGGGAGGGGCUGUUGGUUCUAGAGCAAGAGCUGCGCAAGACCACCCUGCCUGACUUCUCCAGCGACUUCAAGAUCCGCCAUGUUGGCAAGGGGCAAUAUUCGUUCUACAGCCUGGAAGUCCACAGCUGCGCGCUGCGCGGCUCGGCUCUGCAGCCCCUCCCGCAACACGGCCUGAGUCUGUCCAUCUCCGACUCCUCCAUCCGCGUCCGGGGCAGGUGGAAGGUGCGCAAGGGGUUCCUGAAACUACAAAACUCCUUUGACCUGAGUGUCAAGGGUAUCACCAUUUCAGUCGACCUCCAGUUGGGCAGCGAGCCCUCAGGGAGGCCCACGGUUACUGCCUCCAAGUGCAGUGGCCGAAUCCGCGACGUGGAUGUGGAAAUAUCAGGAGGUUUGAGGUGGCUGCUGAAUGUCUUCCAUGAGCAGAUCGAGUCCAGGUUCCGGAGAGUGUUGGAGAGCAAGAUUUGCGAAAUGAUCCAGAAAUCAGUAACCUCUGACCUACAGCCUUAUCUCCAAACUCUGCCAGUCACAGCAGACAUUGACGGUUUCAUCAGCAUUGAUUACAGUUUAGUGGAGCCUCCUCGGGCCGCAGCCCAGACGCUGGAUGUGAUGUUUAAGGGUGAAAUUUUUCAACCUAAUCACCACUCCUCAGUUGCCCUCCUUGCUCCAGUCAUGCAUCUGCCGGGGGAACACGACCACAUGGUCUACUUUGCCAUCUCGGAUUAUGUCUUCAACACAGCCAGCCUGGUUUAUCACGAGGCAGGGUACCUGAGCUUCUCCAUCACAAAUGACAUGAUUCCACCUGACUCUAUCUUCAAACUGACCACCAAGUCCUUCCGAGCCUUCGCCCCCCGGUUAGCUAGACUGUACCCCAACAUGAACUUGGAGCUCCAGGGAGCAGUGGCCUCUGCCCCACUCCUGAACUUCGGCUCCGGGAAUCUGUCCUUGGCCCCCGUUAUGGAGAUUGAGGGCUUCUUGCUCCCGCCCAGCUCCGUCAGGGUGCCUGUUUUCCGGCUCAGUGUGGCCACUAAUGUGUCCAUCACGUCGACCUUCAACGCCACCAAGAUCAGUGGGUACAUGAAACCUGAAAAGGUACAAGUGGAACUGAAAGAAUCCAAAGUUGGACAAUUCAAUAUGGAGCUCUUGGAAGCAUUCAUCAACGACUACCUUCUCAACGUCCUCUACUCCGAGAUCAACGAUCAAUUGUCCGUAGGCUUGCCUCUCCCUCUGCUAAAGCGUGUUCAGCUCUACGACCUUGUUGUCCAGAUCCAUAAGAACUUCCUGUUCUUGGGCGCCAAUGUCCAGUACGUGAGAGCUUGAGGACGAGAAGAAAGAUGGGGCUUGGAGGCCACAGCUGGAUCUGCACGUGGCGUUUCCAGAUUUGCGGUGUAUUUGCAGAGAUCCUCUCGGAGGACGCAGACGUUUCUGUUCUCAGCUCUGGAGGCGAGGUCUGCCCCCAUCUUCCUCUUCACAGGAGCACCCAUGCCCUCUCUGACUCUGCACUUUACUUUCUCCUUCAGGAAGGACCUCCCUCCCCCACUGGCCUGGGGUAUCUUUAAGAGCAGGCAUUGUAGUUUUUAUUUGUCAUCUGAUCCUCGUGCCUAGCAGAGUGCUGGCACAUAGUAGGUCCUCAAUAAAUAUUUAUUGAAUGAUG